Molecule: messenger RNA, 2873 nt
Organism: Haliotis rubra (blacklip abalone)
Lineage: Eukaryota; Metazoa; Mollusca; Gastropoda; Lepetellida; Haliotidae
Product: vacuolar protein sorting-associated protein 41 homolog
Exons: 26
Coding region: 56-2665 (869 amino acids)
Biological process (GO): protein targeting to vacuole; vesicle-mediated transport; macroautophagy
Cellular component (GO): HOPS complex; late endosome
Molecular function (GO): protein binding
Source: RefSeq, a predicted model, not a curated record
CAAAGAGAAAACGUAAACAAAAAUAAUUUGUGUCAUGUGAUACAUCUUAUUCAAAAUGGCGACUCCCUCGGAAGCAAAAUUGGGGAAGGUUGAGAAGGUUGAAGCUGUUGAUGAUUAUGACGAUGAUGAUGAUGAUGACGACGACGAUGAUGAUGAAGAUGAUGAUGAUGAAGAUUCGGUUGAACCCAAGCUGAAGUAUGAGAGAAUUGGCAACGAUCUGACAGGGAUAUUCAAUAAAGAUGCAGCCAGCUGCAUGGCUGUACAUCCAAAGUUCUUGGCUCUAGGGACUCACUGGGGAGUGAUCCACAUCCUUGACCACAGCGGCAAUGACAUCAAGAGCAAGGAACUUAAUGCACACACAACAACUAUCAACCAGAUCAGCAUUGAUUACAAGGGAGACUAUGUCGCCAGCUGCUCGGAUGAUGGCAAGGUGAUCAUAUCCGGUCUGUAUGCUUCGGAAAACAACCAGUGUGUGACCUUUGAUAGACCUGUCAAGGCCGUUGCUCUUGAUCCGCACUUCAGCAAGCCCGGGAGAGGGAGACUGUUUGUCACUGGAGACGAGAAGCUUAUAUUGAAUGAACGAGCAGGACUGUUUAGUCGACACAAGAUGACCGUUCUACACCAAGGUGAAGGUCCCAUCAGAAACAUCAAGUGGCGGGGAGACUUCAUCGCAUGGUCUAAUGAUAGGAGUGUGAAGAUUUUUGAUAUGACGUCCAGGAAAAGAAUCACUCACAUUGAUAAAGGUCACAGUCACCGUCCGGAGCUGUAUUGCUGUAGUCUGUUCUGGAAGGAUGACCACACUCUGCUCCUCGGCUGGGGCGACCAGGUCAAGGUUUGUGUGGUACGAGAACAGGAGAGGCGGGAUGCGAGGGAUUCGCCCAACAGAUAUGUGGAGAUUGUUGCCAUGUUUAAGACUGAGUUCUUUGUCUGCGGAAUCGCGCCACUUGCAGACAGUGUGGUGGUACUGUCGUACGAGAAGGACGAUCCUCACCAGGAGGGAGGUCGCAUGGUGUCCAAUCGGCCCCAUCUGCAAGUGCUGGAUGCAGGGAUGAACCGGUUUGAUGAAAUCUCCAACGAUGCUCUUUCAAUCCGAGGUUUCCAGGAAUACAGGUGCAAUGACUACCAUCUUGAGAGUAUUGUGGAGGAGAACUUGUUCUACAUUGUCAGUCCUAAAGACAUUGUCCUGGCUCGACUCCGGGACCAAGAUGAUCACAUCACUUGGUUGUUGGAACAUGAGCAGUUUGAGGCGGCCAUGGCAGCAGCGUCUGAACACUGCAAGGAACUCAAGAAGCACACAUACGAGGGCAUUGGUCGUGCGUAUCUGAACUAUCUGUUGGAGGAGCGUUGCUAUGACGAUGCAGGUAGACUCUGCGUGAAGAUCCUUGGAAAGAAGAAGGAAUUGUGGGAAGAUGAAGUCUACAAGUUUGCAAAAAUAAAUCAAUUAAAGGCUAUAGCCACCUACCUGCCCCGUGGAGACCCCAAACUCAACCCUGCGAUAUACGAGAUGGUGCUGAAUGAAUUUCUACAGGUGGACACCGAGAGAUUCUACCAGCUGAUCAAAGAGUGGCCUCAGGAUUUAUACAGUAUAGAGACAAUCAUCAACGCUGUGUUGACUAAACUAGACCGAGAUCGAAACAACUGGGACCUCCUGCAGUGCCUCGGACAACUAUAUGCAUGUCAGAGGGCUUUUGACAAAGCUUUGGCUAUUUAUCUGAGGUUGAAGCACAAGGACGUGUUCCAGCUGAUCCACAAGCAUGACCUGUUUGACUCCAUCAGUGACAAGAUCGUGCAGCUGAUGCAGUUCGACCAGGACCAGGCCUGCAAGAUGCUCUUGGAUAAUGUCGCCAAGGUUCCGGUGUCGAAGGUCGUACAACAACUGAACAAGACUCCACCGUUCCUCUACGUGUACCUUGACCAGCUGAUACAGAAGGACAUGAACUCAGCCCAAGAGCAUCAUGGGAAGAUGGUCAAGCUGUAUGCUGAGUUUGACCGACAAAAGUUACUCCCCUUUCUGCGACGUAGUGAGUCCUACCCCCUACAGAUGGCGCUGGAGGAAUGUGAAGCCAGGAGCUUUGUCAGGGAACAGGUGUUUCUUCUAGGACGUAUGGGUAACGUGCGGCAGGCGCUGACGCUGAUCAUGACGGAGCUGCAGGAUGUCAACCAUGCCAUCGAGUUCUGUAAGGAGCAGGUGGACGAGGAGCUCUGGGAGGAUCUCAUCAACUACUCCAUGGAUAAACCAAAGUUUAUAACAGCUCUGCUGCAGAAUGUAGGGGCCGACAUUGACCCGAUCAAGGUCAUCAGUCGUAUUGAGAAGGGCAUGGAGAUCCCGUCACUCCGGGACUCACUGGUGAAGAUCCUACAGGACUACAACCUACAGAUAUCUCUCCGAGAGGGGUGCCGUAAGAUACUGGUUGCAGACAGUUUCAACCUGAUGGACCGACUGGUCCGCACAAUGAAGAAAGGCGUGUUUGUAGAUGAUGUACAAGUGUGUCCAAUUUGCCACCAGCAGCUCAUUGUGAAUGAUUUGCGGUACGCAAGUAAUGUCAAUGCAUAUUUCUGCCAUCAUGCAUUCCAUGAAGACUGUCUCCCUGCUGGGGCGACAAAUUGUAAGAUAUGCAGCAGCAACAAAAGAGGCCCCGGUUCCAGAGAACACUACAUGAAGUGAUGAUACUUCCCUCAUAACUUAUUUAAAUGCUACAGACAAAGCAAUUAGAGUCAGCUCAUUGACUUGCCCUAACAUGUUACUUAAACAUAUUUCAAACCUGAAAACAUGAAACACAAAAGAUACUUUCUUUACACCACCAGGAGUAUCUGUUUUCACUGUGAUAUGUUGUAGGUAAAUAGCAUAUAUUUCCCUGUUACAUUCAAAUAGA